This is a messenger RNA of Pundamilia nyererei, 2257 nucleotides long. RefSeq names its product seven in absentia homolog 2 (Drosophila)-like (gene siah2l). NCBI's taxonomy places the organism in Eukaryota, Metazoa, Chordata, Actinopteri, Cichliformes, Cichlidae. The transcript is spliced from 3 exons. Bases 261 to 1259 code for a protein of 332 amino acids. Gene Ontology annotation, biological process: proteasome-mediated ubiquitin-dependent protein catabolic process; multicellular organism development. The record is from RefSeq and is a predicted model, not a curated record. Gene Ontology annotation, cellular component: cytoplasm. Gene Ontology annotation, molecular function: ubiquitin protein ligase activity; zinc ion binding; ubiquitin conjugating enzyme binding.
CUUCAUUCAUUUUUAAUAUUUAUAAUUAAAUAAGUUUCCAAUAUUCUCUCCUGUUCUAUUGUAUAUAUUUGUUCUUUUAUGCGACGCUGUUUGUUUUUCUUUUGCUUUCAAGCCGAACACGAUUCCACUCUCUGAUUGGCCGAGCGGCUUGUCAAUCUUUGACGUAGCGGCCAAUGGCAGGAGCCGACAGGCGAUACAAACUAGCAGCCGCCAUGUUGUGUCUCCGGGGGCCUCGAGGGACGUCCGGUAGUAAACAGUAGAUGACGGUACCGCCUGUUCGGCAGCUCUCAGGAACGGGACCGCAGCUGGAAGCUAUGAGUCGUCCAUCUUCAGCCGGAGGUGGGGGACUCGGGGCCGGGAAAGCAGGCGGAGGGAAGCACGGGGGAGCGGCAGGCGCCUCUGUUGCCGCAGCGGCCGCCGGCGUGAGCUCCGUGGCCGGGUCGGGGUCUGCUCCCCCUUCCUCCACCGUGUCCAUGCCGGCUACCGGCCUCGUCGGACAAUCCUCGGAGCUCACGGCGCUAUUCGAGUGCCCGGUAUGCUUCGACUACGUCCUGCCGCCUAUCCUGCAGUGCCAGGCGGGUCACCUGGUCUGUAACCAGUGUCGUCAGAAGCUGAGCUGCUGCCCGACCUGCCGAGGCCCGCUCACCCCGAGCAUCCGGAACCUGGCCAUGGAGAAGGUGGCCUCCACACUGCCGUUCCCCUGCAAGUAUUCGUCAGCCGGCUGCCCGCUGUCUCUUCACCACAGCGAGAAGCCCGAUCACGAGGAGGUGUGCGAGUUCAGGCCGUACACCUGCCCGUGCCCAGGAGCCACCUGCAAGUGGCAUGGCUCACUGGAGGCCGUCAUGCCUCACCUCAUGCACGCUCACAAGUCCAUCACCACGCUGCAGGGGGAGGACAUCGUUUUCCUGGCGACGGACAUCAAUCUGCCGGGCGCCGUCGACUGGGUGAUGAUGCAGUCAUGUUUCAGCCACCACUUCAUGCUGGUGCUGGAGAAGCAGGAGAAGUAUGAAGGUCACCAGCAGUUCUUUGCUGUCGUGCUGCUCAUCGGCACCCGUAAGCAGGCCGAAAACUUCGCUUAUCGCCUGGAGCUAAACGGCAACCGGCGCCGGCUCACCUGGGAGGCCACGCCGCGCUCCAUCCACGAUGGCGUGGCCGCCGCCAUCAUGAACAGUGACUGCCUGGUCUUCGACACCUCCAUCGCCCAUCUGUUCGCUGACAAUGGUAACCUGGGGAUCAACGUCACCAUCUCCAUGUGCUGACGGAGCCGAGGGGAGCCUCCUGCCGAGGGAGGAGUUAAGGAGGUGCAGAGUGCACCUGCUGACAGCCUCAGUUGGAGUCGUUCGAGGAGUCGGCUCAAACAGUCAGCAGCAGCCCUUUGACCUCUGUGGUCAGCUAACGAUGGACGUGGGGCAGAAUGUCCUUUGGUUACCUGUCUGGAAACGAGGGCGUCACCUGGAGCCUCCAACACUCUGCUCGAUGGAGGAACGGUCGGAUCUGCUGGUUCGACCGCAGCCAGGACGUCUGGCCUGGUUAGAGAUUAAACUCCCGAGGACUCGGUCCUCAUUGGUGGAAGCAAACACUUCUCUCUGCCGAAGCGGCUCCCUCUUCCUGCGUCGGGUUAAUCGGCUUCCUGUCAGGCCGGCGUGUUCACAAUAUUCUGCUCUGCAGUUCUGGUGCUAUCAGACUGAGUUUACGUUCUUCACCAGCAGAGGCCAAAUACACCACGACUGUUACGACAUUCACAGUUAAUGGUUCAGGAAACGCUCUGAUAACGUUCACGUCUGAUUAGUUUACAGAGAGAUUCUGAACAUGCAGAGUUCAGCCGUGGCUUCUUUAUUGGUUAAUGUGCAGAUUAUUUAUUGUUUUGGCUUUUUUCUUGAAAGGAAGUGGAGAAUGUAAAGAUAUUUGCUUUAGUAUCACAUAACAAAGAAAUCAUCCAGUGAUUAUAGGACAGAGCGGAAAAUGAGUCGAACCCAAAAAUAUUCAGGAAAUAUUAUUCAAGGUGAAUUUGACUUAUUUCAAUAAUCUCUGUGCACUGAAGGAGUUGGUGAAAACUAUCUACAUGUCCAUAGAGGUGAGGCAUGUGAACAUGUUUAUUUCUGCUGUAACGUUUUAGUAUGAAAGAGGAUAAAUGUCCUUUUAAGACUGGAAUUUAAAGCAAAAUGAGGAAUUAGACACUUUUAAUCCGAGGAAAAUGUUUGUCUGAUUCGUUAGUUUUCUUUGUCACGUGUCAGUAAAUUAAAAACUCUCAUUCUCA